Hyaloscypha bicolor E is the source of this 1164-nucleotide messenger RNA. RefSeq lists its product as uncharacterized. Lineage: Eukaryota; Fungi; Ascomycota; Leotiomycetes; Helotiales; Hyaloscyphaceae. The record is from RefSeq and is a predicted model, not a curated record. The transcript is spliced from 3 exons. Bases 1 to 1164 code for a protein of 387 amino acids.
AUGCCAUGUCAGUGCAAGUCGCCGAUUGAAAAUAGGGUGUCUACCAAAGACAUUGGAAGGAUCAACAAGGCGAAGCGACAACGUUCACAGAGGAAUGACUCCGCUUCGCAACUCAAUCAUGAUGUAAGCCAGCAAAGCUCGUAUGGGAGCAACACCGGCAUCGAAGCUUCUUUAUCGCACAGUGAAUUAGAUUCAAUGGCAAACAUAGAAGUAUUGUGUCCGCCCAAAUUCUUUUCCUCUGAAGCAAAGACACCAUCAAAACUUGCCACACUGAACCGACCCAAGCCAAGGAUCAAGAUACAGAACUUGACGUACACUUCUCAACUUGUACUACCCGAUUUCAAAACAAAUAUGUCGAGCCAACCCAGACCAGCCAAGUUUGGACGCUUGAAGCCCAAUGGCAAGAAGCCUUCAAUCACCCAAGGCCCCCGAAACCCUCCUUCGAACCCCCGUGAGGUCACCCGCGACCUCGAGACUCAUUCGAAUGCCGAGUCUGAGCCCAAGACUAUGGUGAGCCAAGACAUUCCACGCUUCGAGUUUCACAAGAUCAGGGCGGAGGAAAGAUGGCCCAGAAGCCUAGGCCCACGCCUCGCGCCCGGCGAGACAAUACUCGACAUCGACAUCCGGCCUGGUCUCGCAAGACCAGAUGGCUGGGACAUGUACUAUCUUGGCACCGCACGAAAUCUCGAUUUCAACGCCAGCCCCGCAGUUUUGGGUAUGCCUUCGUCGCGCAUGGGCUAUUACAAUAUCAAUGAGGGGAUUUCGAGCGUAGUUUGUCCGAUGUGUUUUCAGAGCUUUACGACGACUGUGGUGCUGGAGACAGGACAUUGCGAUCUCGGAGGACCUUGUGAGAAUUUUAAGAAGAGGUUAGGGAUAUUCAAGAGAGUUGCGCCGAAAAAGGAGAAGGUGGUUGACGAUGAUGAGUGGAAGAGAUUUUUGGGAAUCUUUAGUACGGCCAAGGAGAGGUAUGGGUUCUGUGAGGAUGACCUGUCAAGGCUUGUAAGCAGUCUGUUAUGGACAGAGGAAAAGCAGUCUUUGUUGGUGGAUGAAAGAGCAUCUGCCAGGAUUGUUGAUGUGGGCAUCUACGCUGGCGUGGAUUAUUGGAGAGCCCACUUUGCAAUGGAAACAUACCCUGAAAGAGCUGCUGGAUACAGCUCCGGUUGA